Molecule: messenger RNA, 3644 nt
Organism: Symphalangus syndactylus (siamang)
Lineage: Eukaryota; Metazoa; Chordata; Mammalia; Primates; Hylobatidae
Gene: SPARC
Product: secreted protein acidic and cysteine rich
Biological process (GO): anatomical structure development
Molecular function (GO): calcium ion binding; collagen binding; extracellular matrix binding
Source: RefSeq, a predicted model, not a curated record
UGAAGCCCUGGGAUAAGCCUUAGAGUCUGUACCACUCAUGUAAGUGGGUGUAUGUGUAAGGCACAACCUUUCCAAAGCUCCUUAAAUGGUGAGUUAUCUCUAUUGAUUGAUUGUUCACAGUCAGUUACAGAUUGAAUUCCUUGUUGUACUUUUUUUCCCUUCUCGGUUCUGCACUUAACUAGUCAAAAAAUUAAAAAACAAUUUAAGAAACCACAAAGCUAAGCUGGGUGCGGUGGCUCACGCCUGUAAUCCUAGCACUUUGGGAAGCCAAGGCAUUCAGAUUGCCUGAGCUCAGGAGUUCGAGACCAGCCUGGGCAACAUGUUGAAACCCCAUUUCUACUAAAAAUACAACAAAUUAGCUGGGUGUUGUGGCAUGUGCGCCUGUAAUCCCAGCUAGUCUGGAGGCUGAGGCACGAUAAUUGCUUGAACCCGGGAGGCAGAAGUUGCAGUGAGCCGAAAUCAUACCACUGCACUCCAGCCUGGGCAACAGAGUGAGUGAGACUCUGUCUCAAAAAAAAACCAGAAACCACAAAACUUUUUGAGGACGAGGACCAGGUAUUUAUUAAUUCUCAUACCUCCCAGAGUUUUAGGCAUGAAAUAAAUGUUCAACCAAGACCUGUUGCACUGAGCAGUUCAUAUACAACAGGAGUGACCCAAGUUGAAACGUAGAAUCAGCCCACUCAUACCACUUUUUGCCAGGUGAUCAUAGGCAAGUUACUUAGCAUCUAUGUUUCCUUAUUAUUAAAAUGGUCAUAAUUACAAUGUCUAAGAUAAGGGGUUGCUGUGAAGAUUAUUAAAUCCUCAGUAAACUUUGGCUAUUGUUACUCCUAUGAUCAUCAUCAAUAUCAUCAAUUACCUUAUCUGUUCGAUACUGGUGGCACAGGUCCACAAGCUAGAUGUCUAAUCCCUUAUGUGUCUAUCGGUGGUACAAGUGGAGUUUGAGUGGGAUUUUUUUUUUUUAAGACCAGUUCCAAAUCAUCAAGUAUGAUACCACUAGUAGCAGCUUGUCUUGUCUGUACAGUGGUAAGUCCUGGCCUUGCCUUUGUGGCAAAUACAACCCCCUUGAAUUGCUUGGCCCUUCUCAGCAUUGCCUAAUAUUAGGGAGGACUCCUGUAAAGCUCACUGGUUAGAAGAUCAAGACACUUGGGCCUGGUUCUGCCCCUGGGGGCUAUUGGGUAAUUCCUUGCAGUCUCCAGGCCUCGCUUGCCCUCUGAACAAGAAAGAGGCUGUUCUGGGUCAUCCCUCCAGGCCUGUCCAGCCCUGGCACUCUGUGAGUCGGUUUAGGCAGCAGCCCCGGAAGAGAUGAGGCAGGCAGGGUUGGGACGUUUGGUCAGGACAGCCCACCGCAAAAAGAGGAGGAAAGAAAUGAAAGACAGAGACAGCUUUGGCUAUGGGAGAAGGAGGAGGCCGGGGAAAGGAGGAGACAGCAGGAGGAGGGACCACGGGGUGGAGGGGAGAUAGACCCAGCCCAGAGCUCUGAGUGGUUUCCUGUUGCCUGUCUCUAAACCCCUCCACAUUCCCGCAGACCUUCAGACUGCCCGGAGAGCGCGCGCUGCCUGCCGCCUGCCUGUCUGCCACUGAGGGUUCCCAGCACCAUGAGGACCUGGAUCUUCUUUCUCCUUUGCCUGGCCGGGAGGGCCUUGGCAGCCCCUCAGCAAGAAGCCCUGCCUGAUGAGACAGAGGUGGUGGAAGAAACUGUGGCAGAGGUGACUGAGGUAUCUGUGGGAGCUAAUCCUGUCCAGGUGGAAGUAGGAGAAUUUGAUGACGGUGCAGAGGAAACCGAAGAGGAGGUGGUGGCGGAAAACCCCUGCCAGAAUCACCACUGCAAACACGGCAAGGUGUGCGAGCUGGAUGAGAACAACACCCCCAUGUGCGUAUGCCAGGACCCCACCAGCUGCCCGGCCCCCAUUGGCGAGUUUGAGAAGGUGUGCAGCAAUGACAACAAGACCUUCGACUCUUCUUGCCACUUCUUUGCCACAAAGUGCACCCUGGAGGGCACCAAGAAGGGCCACAAGCUCCACCUGGACUACAUCGGGCCCUGCAAAUACAUCCCCCCUUGCCUGGACUCUGAGCUAACCGAAUUCCCCCUGCGCAUGCGGGACUGGCUCAAGAACGUCCUGGUCACCCUGUAUGAGAGGGAUGAGGACAACAAUCUUCUGACUGAGAAGCAGAAGCUGCGGGUGAAGAAGAUCCAUGAGAAUGAGAAGCGCCUGGAGGCAGGAGACCACCCUGUGGAGCUGCUGGCCCGGGACUUCGAGAAGAACUACAACAUGUACAUCUUUCCUGUGCACUGGCAGUUCGGCCAGCUGGACCAGCACCCCAUUGAUGGGUACCUCUCCCACACCGAGCUGGCCCCACUGCGUGCUCCCCUCAUCCCCAUGGAGCAUUGCACCACACGCUUUUUCGAGACCUGUGACCUGGACAAUGACAAGUACAUCGCCCUGGAUGAGUGGGCCGGCUGCUUCGGCAUCAAGCAGAAGGAUAUCGACAAGGAUCUUGUGAUCUAAAUCCACUCCUUCCGCAGUACCGGAUUCUCUCUCUUUAACCCUCCCCUUCGUGUUUCCCCCAAUGUUUAAAAUGUUUGGAUGGUUUGUUGUUCUGCCUGGGGACAAGGUGCUAACAUAGAUUUAAGUGAAUACAUUAACGGUGCUAAAAAUGAAAAUUCUAACCUAAGACAUGACAUUCUUAGCUGUAACUUAACUAUUAAGGCCUUUUCCACAUGCGUUAAUAGUUCCAUUUUUCUCUUGCCAUUUGUAGCUUUGCCCAUUGUCUUAUUGGCACAUGGGUGGACACGGAUCUGCUGGGCUCUGCCUUAAACACACAUUGCAGCUUCAACUUUUCUCUUUAGUGUUCUGUUUGAAACUAAUACUCACCGAGUCAGACUUUGUGUUCAUUUCAUUUCAGGGUCUUGGCUGCCUGUGGGCUUCCCCAGGUGGCCUGGAGAUGGGCAAAGGGAAGUAACAGAUACACGAUGUUGUUAAGGAUGGUCUUGGGACUAGAGGCUCAGUGGUGGGAGAGAUCCCUGCAGAACCCACCAACCAGAAUGUGGUUUGCCUGAGGCUGUAACUGAGAGAAAGAUUCUGGGGCUGUGUUAUGAAAAUAUAGACAUUCUCACAUAAGCCCAGUUCAUCACCAUUUCCUCCUUUACCUUUCAGUGCAGUUUCUUUUCACAUUAGGCUGUUGCUUCAAACUUUUGGGAUCACGGACUGUCAGUUCUCUGGGAAGUGGUCAGCACAUCCUGCAGGGCUUCUCCUCCUCUGUCUUUUGGAGCAUCAGGACUCUUCUCAGCGGUUCUGGGGACUGCCAGGCUGUUUCAGCCAGGAAGGCCAAAAUCAAGAGUGAGAUGUAGAAAGUUGUAAAAUAGAAAAAGUGGAGUUGGUCAAUCGGUUGUUCUUUCCUCCCAUUUGGAUGACUGUCAUAAGGUUUUUAGCAUGUUCCUCCUUUUCUUCACCCUCCCUUUUUUUCUUCUAUUAAUCAAGAGAAACUUCAAAGUUAAUGGGAUGGUCGGAUCUCACAGGCUGAGAACUCGUUCACCUCCAAGCAUUUCAUGAAAAAGCUGCUUCUUAUUAAUCAUACAGACUCUCACCAUGAUGUGAAGAGUUUCACAAAUCUUUCAAAAUAAAAAGUAAUGACUUAGAAACUGC